UAUUUUCAUUCUCCUUUUUUAUUUGUAAUAUUAUUAAUUUUUAAACUUUUUAAAUUAUUUACAUUUAUUGUUUUCUUUAAUUUAUAAAAAAUUGAAUUUCCCUCACUAUAUUAAAAUAAACGCACGAUUUUUUAUAAUAACACUAAGAAUCAAAUUUUCGCGCAUUAAAUUUUUUUUAACAACUGUCGGUAACGAAGAAAGUGACUUACCGUCCGAAAGAGAAAAAACAGUUAUCCAUUAAUCGUCAGAACAAAAGAAGAUAAAUAUUGAACUGCAGGCAAACAUUUUGUAAAAAUUUAGAAGAUAUUUGGUAACAACUUAGCAGACGAUGUUUGGUAACAAUUUAGCUGACGAAAUUUAAUGAACAACUUAAAAUGAACACGACUUCAAUUUUUAUACAACAGUCAUUAAACUUUCAGUUUUUAUCUGUUUGUCACUAUAUUACUAUAUUUGGAGUGUAUUUUUACAACAAAGAUUUAAUUACACUUGAGGAGCGAAAUAAGUCUAUUUCUGUUUUAAAUACUUUAUUUGAUUACCUCAAUAAAUCUCAAAAUGAAUCCGAGGCGAAGCUACAACUUUUAAAAAAAGUACUAAAGGGAAGUGAUCUCUACGGUGGUGGAGAAAAUGAAACACUUGACAUGAAAUACGUUGAUGAAACAUAUCAGUACAUCAUUAGCAAGGCUCUAUUUUCUCACUAUGGAAACAUUAAUGGAUAUUUAGCUAAAAUCAUUAACAUGGCUGAUGAUAUAAAUUACUCGGUACUUAAGGAAAAGGUGUUUCAACAUCUUUCGGAAAAUUACACCAGUAGGGAAUAUUGUUCUAAUGAUAUUCCGUUAGGUAAUUACGAUUCCAAAAAUAAUCCGUUAAGGAAUUAUGGUUCUAAAAAUAAUCCGUUAGGAAAUUAUGGUUCCAUAAAUAAUUUAUUAGGGAAUUAUGGUUUUAUAAAUAAUUCCUCAUGGAAUUCUGGUUUCAAUAAUAUUCCUUUAGAAACUUAUAGUUCCAAUAAUAUUCUUUCAGAAAAAUAUAGUUCCAAACUUAACGGAUUGACAAUUCAAAAAGUUUUUGAUGAUCACAUUUGGCAAAUUUUCCCCCGACCCGAACAAGAAAUGAGUAUAAUGGAAGUAAAUUAUAUUUACGCAAUGACAGGUUUAAAAAUCAUCAAAUCCGUAUCAUCAACAACUCCGAAUCUUACCUUCCAAGAAUAUAUUCUAAUCUCCCGCGAGCUUGAUUUACAGGAUUUAAAUAACGAAACUUAUGAAAUGAUAAAAAAUUUAUUCUCAACACCAGCAUUAUUUUUCUAUGCCUAUAAUCAAAAGGCUAAAUUCCAAAAAAUAGAUGAUUUUACAAAUAGUGAAUUUUGGGCCAAAGUUUAUAAAAAUUUCUUCUCAUAUAUUAAUUCAGCUAUGGAAAAAAUUGUACAAGAAAAUAUUGAAAAUAGUUUACACAAUAAAAUUCAGUUAAAAAUGAAUAAAUUAAAAACAAGAACGCUUAUUGCUUAUGAAUUACUUUUUCUAAUAUGUGAUUAUGAAAAUAUUGAUCAAGUCUCUCGACUUAAUGUGGAAUUUUAUAAAACCUUUUAUCUUUGGAUUACACAAUUUUUCCUUCCCAAACAUUGUGAAAAAGAGAAACUUCCCGAUUUGCAAACAAAUUAUGAAUAUCAAUUCAAGGAAAUUGAGGAAUUAUACAAUAAAAUAGAAAGAAUUGCAAUUGAAAAAAUAUUAGUCGAUAGUAAAUUAAUAGAAAAAAUUAAUUUAAAUUCUACUGUUAUGUUUGCGCGAGUUCCUGAUUAUCAGCAAGGUUGCAGUUUAUGUCCACCAAUUCCACGAAAGAAAAAUUACGACAUUUUUCUUUUAUUCGCUGUUAAAGAGGAAAAAACUGAAUUUUACGCUUUGCGACAAGAGAAUAAUACACUGUCUUUAUUAAUAAACAAAGGAAACGAACGAGAGUUUGCUAAAGCAAUUGCUAAUGAUUCUUCUCUAAAAAUGGAAAUUGCAAUAUUUUCCAAAACUCUUAAAUUUAGGAAUGAAGAUUACAGAAGUUUUAUUGCCAGAGUUGCGGAUAUAAAAACAAAAUUGUUUGUAGAUAAUUUGAAAAUGCACUAUUAUGAAGAAACGGUUGGGGAGAAAUUGUUAAAUUUUGCAAAAACACUGAUUCCAUUUUACAGUUGUAUCGAAAGUGCAAAAGCAGGAAGAAUGGCAGAAUCUGCUUUUAGUUGUUCAAUGGAUGUUCUCAAUCUUAUUCCAUUUGCUGGAUGGGCGACAGAAUAUACAGUUAAAAUAGCCAAUAGUUUGGCAGUAGAAAUUGGUAAUAAAUAUCUAAUCACCAAUACAAUUGCAAGAUCAGGAAUUAUCAGCACAUUACCAAUACGUGCAGUAUUAAACGAAAUUUCCACAAUUGCUGUUCGAACCAUAGCACAAGAAAUUCUCACCAAAAGUUUUUUGACAGAUUUAACUGUAGCUUCUCUUCGAACAAUUGAUCCUGGUUUUGAAUCCGUAUACCAAAUACUUCGUUUUGGUUUAAAAGGAUUAAGGAAAUUAUUCCAGAGUAUAGUUUCUAAUUUUAAGAAAAUUCCCUCAUUUCGAAAUAUGGUUGUGUCAAUAAAUUCCUUAUUGAAGAAUAUAAAUAAAAAUUUACUAAUCGAUCAUACGGUGCCAUUGGUUUUGGCAAAUAAAAACGGUUUUAGCAUUGUUCGAUACUUUUAUCCAGGUGGAAGACACUUUUUUGGACCUACUUGCCUAACAUCAUUUGGAUACACUGCGGAAUUAAGAAGCAUCGAGGGAUAUUCAUUGCCAAUUCCAGUUGUGCAGGUAAAAUCCCCUGAUGGAAUUUUGUACAAUCAAUACAUUCCAGAAACUGGUAGUAUAAUUAACACUAAAUUUAAAAUGGAUAACAAUGAUAUUCUCUCACGGGUUGGGUAUUUAAUAGAUGAAAUGGUUAUUGGAGGAUACGAUAUUAAUGUAAUUCGUAAUUAUCACGUUUAUCAUAAUACAAUAGAAUUGAACAAAAAGCCUCUUGAGGAGAAUCCUUCUGUUAAUUUAGAUCAAGCUAGUGAUGAACGUGGAAGUCAAGAUUGGAAUUUAGUUCAGCAUCAGGAUUUAAUUCAGCAUCAGGAUUUUAUUCACAAUCAAGAUUUAAUUCAGAAUCAGCAUUUAGUUCAGAAUCAGGAAUUAUUUCAGCAUCAUGAAUUACAUCAGAAUCAAGAAAUACCUCAGCAUCAGGAAUUAAUUCAGCAUCAGGAUUUUAUUCAGAAUCAAGAUUUAAUUCAAAAUCAGCAUUUAGUUCAGAAUCAGGAAUUAUUUCAGCAUCAUCAAUUACAUCAGAAUCAAGAAAUACCUCAGCAUCAGGAAUUAAUUCAAAACCAGAAUUUAAUUCAUCAUCAGGAAUUACCUCAUUAUCAGGAAUUACAUCAGCAUCAGGAAUUAAGUAUGAACCAUGAUUUAGUUCGGAAUCAGGAUUUAAUUCAAAUUCAGAAUUUAGUUCAUCAUCAGGAAUUAUAUCAAAAUCCUGUUGAAGAAAACAUUGCACAACAAUUUACACUCAACAAUUAUCCCCAAUAUCCUAUCACUGAAUUUCAAAUUAAUUUACAAGGAACUGUUGAAGGUUUAAAUUUGCCUCCAAUGACAAAUUUAGAAUUCACCGGAACUUUAAGGAACAAUUUCCCUCAGAUUUCAAAUGACGUAUUACCUUCAACAUCAAAAAGAAUUGGUGAAUUAAAAUCUGAUGUUUUAGAAGAUUUUAAUUCAAAAACAUUAAAUGGUAUUUUAAAUACCGGUGAGCAAGUACCAUUGGUUCAUGAUAACUUUUAUAAAUACAAUACUUAUCCUUCGAAAAUUAUUUCCCAAAAAGUACAAGAACUAAUUGUUCCUUCUCAUAGUUCAAGUACAUCUAUGCUACUGAAUCCUAAUUUCUAUCUUAAUAUCAUAAAAGAACCAAAUUAUUCAAAAUAUGUAGAUAUUCUAAAAAUGUGGAAAAAUUAUGGUUUAGCAACUUUGAAAAGAGAUAAGGAGAAAUUAAAUUUUCUAUAUUUUACUGUUAAUAAAUUAGCUCUUUUACAAUUAGACGCACGACUACCUCUAAAAGUACCAAAUGAACUUUGGUAUACAAAAAUUUUAAAAGAUCAAGAAGUUAUUAAUUAUUUAAAAAUGAUUAAGGGAAAAGUAUUUUUCUUUAAUGAUAUUACUCUAUUGCAAAAUAAAGCACCUGGCAAAUUACAAUCAAGAAAAUUAAAAAACGCACCAUUAGAAACAGAAGUACGUUAUCAUUUAAAAAUUGAUCACUCUUAUGGAUUUGUCGAUUUAACAAAAUUUCACAAUGAUUUUGAAAAUAAUUAUCUUACAUUCAACGAUAUUUAUUUUACAAUGACAAAUUUCUAUUUUACCGAUAAUAAUAGAAUAUUAAAUAUUCAACUCAAUUAUCAGCAUGUUGAAAAAAAUGAAUGGAAAAAUUUAAGAGAAAAAAAUUUGGCAAUUUUAUUGGAAAAUGAAAAUAUUAUCGAAACAUCACGUAUGAUGAGUAUUUCUAAUGCUGCUAAUUUUAUAACUGAAACUCUUCCACUUUCUAAAAUGGAAACAUUAAAAAAUUCACUUUCAAAUUAUAUUUUACGAAAAACUACAAAGUAUAUAAGUUCGGCACCAACUUAUGAAACGUUUGCAAUAAAUUUAGGAAAUCCAAAAUUUCGUUAUGCUUAUGAUUUUUGGAAAAUUGAAAAUAAUCCUUACAUUAAAGAUGUGUUGUUUAAUUAUAAUUUAGAUUAUAAAAUUAAUUUACAUCAAGCACAAAAAAAAAUUUAUGAACUUUAUCAAUUUGUACAUUUGGAAAAUAUUGAAAAAACAUUUGAAAAAUAUAAAACAAUUUUCAAUGUUGAACGUCAUAUUCGUUUUGAGGAUUAUUAUGCACUUUAUUCUGUUAUUGAAAAUACAUUCUUGAGAAAUAAUGAUGGAAUUAGAAGAUUUGAAGUUGCAGUUAAUCGUCUUGGAUUAAGACAAUGUGAUAAUGAAGAAUUUAUUAUGACACCAAUAACAUUACAUCGUGGUGAAUUAAUAACAAGAGAAAUAUCGGAAAAAAUUUUCAAAUUAUUUAAAAACAAAAAUAUUUUUAUAUUUGAUAAUUUUAAAAAUUUCUCACCAAAUCGUGAUAUUGAAUUUAUUCAUUGUUUACAUAAUGGUGAUUUAGAACAACAAAUUCCAUUGUUAAUGGAGAUAAAAUUAAAAAAUCAAGCUGGUGUUGUUGAUGUUAGUCGUAUUUUAAAUUUUAGUAAUACAUUUCAUGUUGUUGUUGCUGGUUUAGAAUUUUUAAUAGAUGAUGUGAAAUUUGAAACAAUUUUUCAUCAGAAAAUAAUGAUUAUGAAAAUGCAUGACUAUACAUCGACGGAAAGAAGAAUGAUUCAAAUGUCAAGGAAAUUGGAAAAAUUAUUUUCAACAAAUACUAAAUUUUUUUCAGAUGCAGUUUGAAAAAAAAAAAUUCACC
Messenger RNA from Leptopilina boulardi, 5466 nucleotides. RefSeq lists its product as uncharacterized. The record is from RefSeq and is a predicted model, not a curated record. The transcript is spliced from 2 exons. NCBI's taxonomy places the organism in Eukaryota, Metazoa, Arthropoda, Insecta, Hymenoptera, Figitidae. The coding region runs from base 375 to 5450 and encodes 1691 amino acids.